This is a messenger RNA of Dendrobium catenatum, 656 nucleotides long. Its product is annotated as thioredoxin H1-like. Lineage: Eukaryota; Viridiplantae; Streptophyta; Magnoliopsida; Asparagales; Orchidaceae. Bases 21 to 365 code for a protein of 114 amino acids. The record is from RefSeq and is a predicted model, not a curated record. The transcript has 3 exons.
AGGGAGAGAGUAUUUCAUAGAUGGCUGAGGAGGAAGGAGCAGUGAUCAAAUGCCAUACUAUUGAGGAAUGGAAUGAGCAAAUUGAGCUGGCGCAGGAAUCAAAACAACUUGUUAUUGUGGAUUUUACAGCUGCAUGGUGUGUCCCUUGUCGAAUGAUUGCUCCUAUUUUUGAUGAACUUGCCAAGAAAUUUGUUGAUGUUGUCUUUCUCAAGGUUGAUGUUGAUGACCUAAAGACAAUCGCUCAAGAAUGGGAGAUAACCGCAAUGCCAACCUUCAUCUUCCUCAAAGAAGGGACGUUGUUAGACAAGCUUGUGGGAGCUAAUGAGGAUGAGCUUAAUGAGAAAAUUGAGCUCCACAUGACCUAGUAAUAUAUAUAUAUAUAUUACUAUGCUCUUUUAUAUGUGUGCAACUUUGAUGAAUAAAUAAGCAUUGCUUGCAAGCUUGAAUUUUCUUGAAAGUUUGAGGGUUUUAACUAUGUUGGUAAAGUAUCUUUAUGAUAAAUGUAUGAAACUAUCAUGUUUGUGCUUUGAUUUAUAUUUAUUAGGUCUUGCACAUCCUAUUUUCUAGUAUAUCUUCUAAAAGAGAGAACUAUGUAUCUUUUAAAAGACAUAAAUAAGAAAGAGAGAGUGUGUGAUAUGACAUUUCUUCACUAUUUA